Messenger RNA from Nezara viridula (southern green stink bug), 1258 nucleotides. The record is from the annotation of a GenBank genome assembly. Lineage: Eukaryota; Metazoa; Arthropoda; Insecta; Hemiptera; Pentatomidae.
CUAGGUGUUAUUAUUCAAUAUUAUUAAAGAUAAAUUGAAAAUCAAAUCGAAAUGGAGCAAUGUUUGACCAAUGAUAUAUAUAUGUAUAAUAUAUUAUUUGGGAAAGUAUCUAGAAGAGAAAGUUUUGAAAGGACAUCCAGAGUCAGAAUUUUAUAAAUUCGUGUUCCUGGGAUCAAUCGCUCUUCCGUUUCAACUAAUUCUCCACAUGGCCAACUGGAUGAAACAGUUUGCUGGCUAUUCGGAGUUAUCUAUCUUGUGUGUCAUUUGUGUAACGGCAUGGUAGACAUACCAGAAAGAAAGUUACUGCUGCGCCGUUACAGAUCUAUGACAGGAAAGAUACUUUUCAGAAUCUUGAUGAAUUCUUCGUUGUCUGUUAAUAAAACAAAGUCAAUUGUUGGAGGAGAUGGUUGUCUAGAGAGAUACGGAAGAGAGCUGAGAAAAAAUGUUUUUCACUUUCGAGGGAAUUGCGAGCAGCUUUUUCAUAGAUAAAGUUCAGGACCCUAUACCAACAUAAUUUAUUCUCAGUCAUUUUCGAUCGUGCUCCUUCUGCACAUUUCCUUAAAAUUAAUAAUGGGGAAUAUAUCUACUGGAAUAAAUUACAAAUUGCAUCCUGAUGAGGUACCUGCCUUCAACCAGGCUUCAAAAUUUGAUCCUAACUUUGGGUUUCCAAACGGAAGAAAAGAAAAAGUGAUGAAAGCAACAGAGGAUGAAAUGUAUUCUGCCAAAAUUCCUUUGGAUAAAAGAGAUUAUUGUGCCCAUUUACUUUUAGAUUUUUUAGCAUGUCGAAGUAAAAACUAUCCUUUAGUGGUGAAAUGUCACCAUGAAAAACAUCAUUAUUUAGAGUGUGAAUAUAAGGAAAACGUUGAUAGAGCAAAAGAUUAUGAAAGGGAAAAGCGUCUUAUGGAGAGAGAAAAGAGGAUAAAAUCUAGAGCUGAAGGAUAAGAUAGUUCUUGGUAAAUAUUUGUUUGUUUGUUAAAACUUGUUCUGCCGAAUAUUUUAUUCUAUCUUGUGAAUUUGGCUCGUCAUUAUAGUCAGUUGGGUGGUGGUAAAGUUACGUAACGGUGGUGUUAUAAUUUUAUUAUCUUUUUGUAGAAAGUAUAUACUCAUAUUAUAAUACAUAUAAUUACCAUGAAUAAUAUACCCCAACCGGAGUUACUUAAGGACUAGGGGGUUACUAUGUACGAGGGUUUAUUUUGAAUAUGAAAUUACCAAGCUGGCUAAAACAUUUUUAUAUUGAGAUAACUUCUGUUUAGUCUUG